GAAGUGAGAGGCAGCACACCGGCCGGACUGGUUCACACAGAUACAAGUGAUAAUGUCUCCUCCGUGCAUGUGCUCUCAUAAUUUCAUUCCUUGAGACGCGUCAUCUCAGAAAAGGACGACUGUUAUUCCUCAGUGACUCUUGGUGAUAAUGAAGACAUAGGCUAAACCACUUCCUGAUCACUCAACCUGCACAAACUGUCUCAAACCUCAACGGGCACUUGAACCCUAACACCUUUAAACUCUCAGCUUUGCACAGCCAAGGUUCAGAAAGUGACUUUUUCCCAGACGCCUGCCCUGCCCUUCAGCCUGCCAACUUAUAAAGACGUUCCACCCCUCGCCCUUGUUUGCUUUAUCAAAUGCCCAAAAACAGCAAGGCCGUCAAGAGAGAGCUUGACGACGAUGUCACAGAGUCUGUCAAAGACCUGCUUUCCAACGAGGACGCCUGUGACGAUUCCUUCAAGAAGACCUCGCUGAUCGUCAACAACCAUGAAGGGGAAGGGAAAGAGUGCGACGUGGAGGAAGGGGGCUCGGACGGAGAGGAGGAGGAACGCCCGGCCUGGAACAGCAAGCUCCAGUACAUCCUGGCCCAGGUUGGCUUCUCUGUAGGCCUGGGCAACGUCUGGAGGUUCCCCUACCUGUGCCAGAAGAACGGAGGGGGAGCCUACCUGGUGCCCUAUCUCAUCUUGCUGAUAUUGAUCGGCAUCCCGCUGUUCUUCCUGGAGCUGGCGGUGGGGCAGCGGAUCCGCAGGGGCAGCAUCGGGGUGUGGAACUACAUCAGCCCUCGGCUUGGGGGCAUCGGCUUCGCCAGCUGUGUGGUAUGCUUCUUCGUGGCUCUCUACUACAAUGUCAUCAUCAGCUGGAGUCUCUUCUAUUUCUCCCAGUCCUUCCAGCAGCCUCUGCCGUGGCAUGAGUGUCCACUCGUCAAGAACAAGACCAGUACAUAUGUGGUGCCUGAGUGUGAGAAGAGUUCGGCCACCACCUACUACUGGUACCGCGAGGCCCUGAACAUCUCUGACAGCAUCUCUGAGGGCGGAGGACUCAACUGGAAGAUGACCUUGUGCCUGCUGGCUGCCUGGUCCAUGGUUUGCCUCGCCAUGAUCAAGGGGAUCCAGUCGUCUGGGAAGGUAAAGAAGAGAUUUGGUUCUCUGUUAGCAUUUUUAGUUUUGGAGAAAAGAUGUUGAUGAGAGGAGGAGAACAGAGGGACA
Epinephelus moara (kelp grouper) is the source of this 1205-nucleotide messenger RNA. It is a transcript of the gene slc6a15, whose product is annotated as solute carrier family 6 member 15. Gene Ontology annotation, molecular function: proline:sodium symporter activity. The record is from RefSeq and is a predicted model, not a curated record. Bases 357 to 1181 code for a protein of 274 amino acids. Gene Ontology annotation, biological process: sodium ion transmembrane transport; L-leucine transport. Gene Ontology annotation, cellular component: membrane. NCBI's taxonomy places the organism in Eukaryota, Metazoa, Chordata, Actinopteri, Perciformes, Serranidae. The transcript is spliced from 5 exons.